This is a messenger RNA of Drosophila novamexicana, 1452 nucleotides long. RefSeq names its product nucleoporin-like protein amo1. The transcript has 2 exons. The record is from RefSeq and is a predicted model, not a curated record. Gene Ontology annotation, molecular function: metal ion binding. Lineage: Eukaryota; Metazoa; Arthropoda; Insecta; Diptera; Drosophilidae. Bases 223 to 1422 code for a protein of 399 amino acids.
AGUUUACAUUUGAAGUGUCAUGUAAAAGCUUUUCAAAAAUGUAUCAGUAACUUGAAGCCCACUGCAAGUAAAAUUCAUAUACAUAAGCUGAGCAGACCAGAAAAAUUGCGGCAAGUUGGCAGCUUUGUUUUGCAAACACAAUCAGCUGUUUCAACAACGCUCAAACGAUUGCGCUAACAGAUGCGAAUAGAUUUUUGUUUAUAUUUUUAUUAGACGAUUACAAUGGGUGUGUGCCGUUUUUUUCAACAAGGCUCCUGCCGUUUUGGUACAAAAUGCCACAACGAACAUUUUGAUGUUAAACAAUACCUUAAAACAGACAUAGAAUCCUGCAUAAAUGGUAAAAUGUGGCCUUUUUCUGUAUAUGGACCGUUUAAGGACAAACCCAACAUACCCAACUUCAUAGAAGAUCAGUCCUUCGAGGAGGUGAGGUACCAAGCGUACGAAAGCCGCCGACAGAAUUGCUUCGAGCAAUUUCAUCAGCAGUUCACCAAGGAGGUGCUUGAUACAACGAAUAAAAUGAAGGUCAUGCUGCAGGCAACACCCCAAAUAAUCGAUGUCAUGAUCAAGCUAUAUGAAAGCCCGGAAGGCAACCAGCCAGCGGCCAAUAAUAAUAGCAAUCCGUUUGGUUUUGUCGGCAACAAUGCAGCACAAACCAGCUCCAUUUUCAGCAAGCCCGCUUUGGGCGCUAGUAGUGCCAACAUUUUUGGUGGCGCUGCUGCUGCGCCAAGCUUCGCGUCUGGUGGCAAUUCUAUCUUUGGAGGUGCCUCCGCCAGCAACACUGCUGGCACUAGCAUUUUUGCGGCUGCUCCAAGUACACAAAACAUAUUUGCCCAACAACAACAGCAGCAGCCAGGCCCGUUCGUGCAGCAACAGGCGCUGGGACAGACGCAGCCCUCAAUAUUUGGACAAGCGCAGCCGCAACAGCAGCAACAACAGAAUCCGUUUGGACAGGCACAAGCGCCAGCAGCUUUCUCUGGUGGCAGCAGUAGCGUUUUUGCCCAAGCGCAGCCGGCAAAUGCAUCGCCCUUCGGGCAAGCUGUCACCUUUGCGCCGCAGCAGCUGCAGCCAUCUCAACCUCAGCCUGGCGGCAUCUUUGGUCAGAGCGCAGCUGUUGCGGCGCCAAAUACAGGCAAUAUUUUCGCACAAGCGGCUGCGCAGGCGCCAAGUGGGUUUUUCGGUCAACCGCCGGCUGGCUUUCAGCAGCCGCAGCAACAACAACAAAUGCAAUCGGAAGCACCACAACAGCUCCAUGCAUUACAGCAGCAGCAGCAGCAGCAGCAACAACCUUCGCAACCCGACAAUAGCUCAUCUAUAUACAGUCGCAUGGAGGAUCUUACACCGGAGGAGAUUGCGGCCUUUAAAGCGGAUCAAUUUGCGCCUGGACAGGUGCCCUUUAAGCCACCACCAAGAGAGCUUUGUUAAAUUUAAAUGGACUUGCAACCGUUUUUUCUU